Molecule: messenger RNA, 854 nt
Organism: Cucurbita moschata (crookneck pumpkin)
Lineage: Eukaryota; Viridiplantae; Streptophyta; Magnoliopsida; Cucurbitales; Cucurbitaceae
Product: putative Myb family transcription factor At1g14600
Exons: 5
Coding region: 65-751 (228 amino acids)
Molecular function (GO): DNA-binding transcription factor activity; DNA binding
Source: RefSeq, a predicted model, not a curated record
UUCAGUAUUCUUCUGCUUCAAGUAAUCGUCAUAGUUAGAUUUCUUCGUUUUUCGGCAAAAGAAGAUGAAGUCCUGUUCAUCGGAGAGAAUCGGAGUUAGACAGUAUAAUAAAUCGGAACUGCCGCGGCUGCGGUGGACGCCGGAGCUUCAUCGGUACUUCGUUCAGACCGUCGAGAUCCUUGGCGGAAGAAAUCAAGCAACGCCGAAAAGAAUCCUGCAAAUGAUGGGAGUGAAAGGACUGAAGAUAUCACACAUAAAGAGCCAUUUACAGAUGUACAGAAGUAUGAAACUAGAGCAGGGCAGUAGUAGUAGGUUCGAGGAUGUAGUGCUGAAACAAGCCACGAAGCAGACAAGAGGAACAACGCUGCACUCUUCUGAUAUCAAAAUCUUCUUAUCUUCGGUCUCCUCUUCAAGUGGGACAUUGAGAGAAGAAGAAGAGUUCAACAGAAGUAAAAGAGAACACAAAUCUUCAUCCAUCAUGAAGGACAGCAUUAUUUCUCAACAGGAUUCAGAUUCGUGCUUGCAAAGCAGAAUGUCAGAAGAAAUGUUAGACGACCAGGAGGAAGCAUGUGACUGUGAACUGUCGUUAUCCCUCAAACCCACUCGUUCUCCAAUGACACAACAAUUAUGUGGCCAAGAUGUCAGCAGCUCUUCCAAUUCUACCUCCCCACAAAUUUACCAAUUCAAUUUUGUACAACUAAAACAAUUUCCCCUUCCUCCCCACCUUACAAAUUUGGACCUAACAAUAUGAAACCCCUCUUUCCCAUGAGAUUCAUAGCUUUAGCUAUUUUAAUUGCCCUUUUUCCGUGGAUUAUUAGGUAUUUUAUUACACUUUUUUGUGGAUUAUAUUGUUU